CACAGCUGCUGUUGCGCGCUUCUGGACUGCUCCUUCCUGUAUAGAGCGGCCAUGUUUCUGGGAUUGUAUUGGCUCUUCCUCGAACGGACGAGCAUGAGAUGAAUGCAGCGUCUCACAAUUAACGGGAUCCCGACCUGUUGCGGAGAAUACAGGGAAAAGGAGGGGUCGCGAUGUCUACAUGACGUCGUCGACGGGGAUGUCGCGGCCGGGUUCGCCGCCCCGAGAACCCGAGCCGCCGCCGCCCGAGGCCGGCUCCCAGCUCGGCCCCGAGCUGGGUUCGGGCCCCGAGGGCUCCUCGUUCCCCUUGUACCACCGCCAGUACCGCUUCGGGCUACACAACGACCUCGGAAACUUCACUGCCAAGCCGCCCAAGCUGUACCCUGACAGUGAAUCUGGGUUGUGCCCGUCGUACCAGGCAAACCACCGGUCCCCUUUGACGGCACCUAUCCUGGCGGUGCAGUCGACGCCGACGCCGCCUCCUAGCGAGGAAAACGUGCAGGCCGCCGGCAGCCUCCCGCUAAGCACGUCCUGCCACUCGCUGACGGCCGCCACCACGGGCAGCAGCCUAGGGUCUUCCAUCAACGACCUCACCGUGGAAGCUGAACAGUUGGAACGUGCUAUAUGCACAAAUGAUGUGGCUACAGCGCGUCGCCUCCUCGAGCUGCACCACGGCCGCUUCUCGGUGAACUUGCACGGCAGCCUGCUGGAUAAAAGCAGCGUCGGUGGUUCGGCCUGCGCCAGCCAGGACGUCGAGAUCCUGCUGCGUAAAAGCCAGACCUUGUUGGACCGCUUCGACCGGGGCGACUCCGUGUCCACCGACUUUGAGCCUGUGCCUCCAGUAUUCACAUCGGCACUACACCUGGCUGUCGAGCACCAGUCACUGGACGUCGUUAGACUCCUGCUCAAGUACGGCGUGGAGCCCAACGAAGGUGGCGUUCCGCUGGCUGGUGGCUCCCUGGAGGGUGGCCGCCGAGGCAGCUCGGCCGCCUCGGAGGGCAGUGGAUCGCAGCAGCAUCCGCCAGCGCGUCGCUUCAGCCAAAUGCUCACCGCGAGGGGUCCCAACCAUAGCCCCAGUUCCCACAGUGAUGCUAGUAGUUCGUCGCCUGUCGUUGGCCACCGGGCAGAGCACAGGAAGUACGUUCCUCUUCGAACCGACCUCCCGCCUUCCCUUCGUGUUGUACGCGUCGCCACUGAUGGCAAGGAAGUCACCUACGAAGAUGAGUACACGCGCGACUACCUGUACAGUCUCCCUCCCCUGUUCCUCGCGGUGGCCAUGGGCAAAACAGCUGUAGCGCGCCUUCUGCUCAGAUACGGGGCGCAAGCAAGUCCCCAGGACCACAACGGUGUCACUCCUCUUCACCUUGCCGUCUGCCAGCCGGUCGUUGUCUGGCCCUGCGUCCGUCUUCUGCUCGAAGCUGGUGCCCACAUACAUAUAGCCAAUCGCCGCGGUGCUACACCGUGCGACCUCGCGGACUCCGACCUCUGUUCAGUGCACGGGUCAUUAAUUGAUGGUGCUUUCGCCAACUUGACAACUACCUCCGCAGCAAGUUCGGUUAGCGCGACCCACACUGCUGCGGGAAUGCCCCCAGUAACAGUGUCUGGGCCAACACCUUGUCCGGGGACGUCAACGGCAGGGACACCCACGCCUGUCCCUGUUCCGACGACGGUUAGUGCAGGGACAACAAAACCAAUUGUUACGGUGCCACCCGAAGAUGGGGCUGCAACACCGACUUCGACAAACCUUCGUGCCAACAUUCUGAGGCGGUUCCAGGAUUCGCGCCCGCUACCAAACCGGGGCUCUGCCCGGAAAAAAGACAACCUUUCCGCCACUGACGACGUCACCUGUGCCUCGCCGGAGAGUUCUGUGCCAAGUCGAAACAGGAGCCCUGGCGUCAUGGCUACAGCCUUGCUUGCGGGCCAGGACGACGAGAAGCUGCAGGAACGGGUGCCUAGUGCCGAGCCCCAGAGCUCAAAACUGAGUCGUCGAAAGAGCGGCGAUGAUGGGCGGCUCAAGGGCAAGUGUCACACGCCCUCCAUAGACGAGAGUGAGCCUCCGAAUCAAAAAGUGGACGCGGCCUUCGCUGCCCUGACGCGGAUGGCGCACAACCCGGAAUGCUUGGACGGGAUCCUGACGGGUCUUCAGCGACACCUGGCCACCAUUAUCGAGCUCACUUCGCUCAUGGACGGCGAGCGACUACAAAAGCCCAUCGCCACCCUCUUCAACAGGCUUCUCCUCACUGUCGCCGAGGAACACGACCAGGACUGCGGAGCUGAGUCAGCGUCCCGCCUGGACAGCAGUUCCGGAGGGCUCCAGGACACGGUGGCGUCGCAUAUGUGCCAACUUCUGCGCAUCGCUCUGAGCAGUCUAAAAGGGGGCCAAGGCCUUCAGUUUACGGCGCUCCUGCUCAUCAACAAGUUGGUGGACCUGAGCGUUUCACGCGGCCUGGCCCUCCACCCUAUCCGCAGCCGACCUACCGGACGCUGUUCCGCGCACAAGAUCACGGGCUUAUGGCACCAGUCGUCCAGCCUCAAGGAGAACCACAGCUUCCAGCCUUUGCCUUCGGUGUUCCCGUGGAAGGUUCCCAAGGUGCCGGACCCGCCCCCGGGUCGCUGGUGGUGGACGUGGCGUUCGGGCGGACGCGAAUGUUCUACGGACGCCGAGCCCCCGUCCCGAGGCUCGCGUAACACGUUCUUACGUAUCCUGGCCCACGAAGGGGUCGAAUUCGUGCUCAACAUGCUCAAUAAUGCCAUCACGCUCCACAAGAGGGUCGUCGGCACGAGACAUCAUUGUACACCCUCGCACAGAUGGCGCCACUGCAGCUACCACUGCCUUCAGAUCAUGAGUGCUCGGGUGGUGCUCUUUAUGAGUCAAAACUCCCAGGUCCAAAGCAAACUCAUUGAAGAAGCUCACUUGAAAAUUCUCGCCAAUGCACUGGAUUCCACGCACGACCCUCAACUUCUGUGCCUCGUCUUGCAAAUCGUUGCGACGUUGGGCCUCAACCCGGAGUACCAUGCGGCGCUGGUGGAGGCCGAGCUGCCGGACUGCCUCACGCAACUGAUCCUACCGUCGGAUGAGUGGUACUACACGAAUCACAGCACCAGGUACGCACGGUACGUCAAGCACCAUGCCGCACGGGUCCUCGUCUAUCUAGGCAUGGAGCAGCGGCUACGGAACAAGGUCUACUUGUUUGACCUUAUCGACGAUCAGAACGUUCCUACGACACCGUUGCUGGACAGCGGCGAAGACGGUUACAUCGUUGAGACAUCACUACCGCCGUGCGUCAUCUACGAAUCCGAGAACAGGGUCAUUGGAACAUCGGUGGAAACAUUUGCCUUAGAAGUGCUCAAGAGUGUUGAGAGAACACUGGAUUCAUCCAAAUCAACAACGGACGAAGAAAAAUCCGAGUUGGAUUUCUGCCUUAGUCCCCUUAGUACCUUCCCGGGUCCCUUCCCAACCGCACCUGAGCCCGGCAGCACAGCCUUCUACUUAACGGCGCUCCAGCUCGUGCUGGCACCAGUGGUCCUGGUGAGGCUCUUACAGCACCGGCUCCUUGGGCUUCGGCGCGGAGCAGCCUCCCGCUCCAGCAUCGCCUCCGAAAACCGUAGCCGGGCGGGAUCCUCUGCGGGUCAUGAAGACUCACUGCGCGCCCGUAGAAGGGUCACCCUGACCAUCAACUGCUCCCAGCAGCAGGGACUGCUCGCCAGAGCACCCUCCGAAGAUCGACGAGACUCUUUGCGUGCUUCCGACAAGCAGGUGGUGGUGGUUCCGCCACCAGACAACAGUGAAGCCACUUCUCCUGGCUUGGCGUCACCGACGACGAGCGGGAAGAGGGCCUUCAAGUUCUCGAGUCUAAAGAAGCGCGUCAACAGGAUGGUGACGACGAGUCAGGACCAGAGCAGCAAUUCCUCGCAGACGACCAGCGAGGCAGAUAUCGUCGCCUUUCAGAGGGAGCUCCAGAACCUGCCCACAUUUGAUUCUCAGACAAGCGCGGCAGGGGCGUCGUUCGAGUCAACGGAGGGCCCCGAGCCGAGCUACUCUCGUCCACGCUCAUGCUCGGUGCCUCGCGUUACCUUCGAGACGGCAUCUUUGCAGCUGCCACACGGCCACGGGCCACUUAUCCGCAGCGCCACCACCGAAGGGGCCUACACUUCUUCGCCGGUCAGCAAGCCCCCACCACAGCAGCAACAGCAGCAGCAAAACCUCUUGCUCGCCACCGGUGAACCGAUCGCAGUGGCUCACAGUUCAUCGUCAUCGGAUGUACCCUGCGUGCACCUGACUAUCCUGCGGCUGUUGCAGGAGUGGGCGAGCCUGUGCCCGAGCGAUCUGCGCACUCGCGAAUUCAGGGACUUUCUCAGCAGGCUCAGCUGUUUGGGAGACCCCUACCAGUGGUGGGCAGAAGAGCUACGUCUCAGCGUCGACAUGAAGGAAAAUGAGAAGGACGAGAUUAAGCAAGACGACCUCGAAGCUAUCCACGAGGAAUACCGCAAACUUCGAGACCUCGUGGUGAAUGGUGAGCUGCCAUGCUCCAAAGAGGAGGCGGCUGCAUUAGCGGGAAUCCAACUGCGCAUCGAGGAGACUUGGCCAAGCAAUGCACGAACACCUCACGUGCUCUCGGCCGAGCAGCUCGGAAAGCUCAUUCCCAUAACAGAGGAUGCCAAGGAGAGCCUAAUCCCGGAGGGCGGCGUUGAGGGCAGUAGGAUGUCUUCUGGUGACGCGGACGAUAGCCACACGGAGUCAUCGGACGGUCCUCCAUCUACGCCUACCAGCCGAGGGCCAGGGGCUUUCUUCCGCGGUGUGCCGAAGCGGAGCUCGCUAAUCCUGCGUCAAUGGAUGGGCUCCAAUGGUAACAAGUCUCCCACUGCGUUGCACAACAUUAACCUCAAGGACUGCCUUCCGCCCAUAUAUCACACGGCCAAGAACAUUGGCAAGACCAUCAAGGAGCAGAAACGCAAGCUGUUUCACUCGCCACUAUACGAGAGCGAAAUCCAUCUGAAGAAACUGUACAUCCAGACGUGCAAACGACUUCCAGUCUACGGUUGUCGCGUGUUCCAGGUGAAAGAGUUGCUCCGGGGCAAGACUAAGAAGCGGGCAAACCGUCUCCUGGGUAUUGGACUGGAGCACAUCGUGCUCUUGGACAGCAAGACCCUGGUACUGGCCAAGUCGCAGCAUACGUCGGAACUUCAGCAGUGGCGAGCAGGAGGUGGGCGGUCGCACGACCGACUGGUGCUUGAGUUCCGUGGCACCAAGUGGUCUUUCGUGGCUGCUCACGCGCUACGCUCCAUCAGCUCCGUGCUCUGGGAAAUGAUGCAGGACCUGGAUGCCCGCUUCUUGGACGACCACCUCAUCACGUCGCGGGACGAGUUAGACAAAGAGAGCCAACGAAACAUGGUCGCCAUUCACGGCAUGGAACGCGCGACCAUCUACAAAGAGGAACUGGAGAAAUUACAAACUCUGCUUCAUUUCCCUGAAGAAGUUGCCCUACGCCUGACCGCAGUGGAAUAUGAGCUGGUCUACAGCGUUGACCCGGUGCACUAUGUUCGUCAAGUUACGGUGGAUCUUAGCGGCAAACUGGCCAGCAACCAAGGGGACCAAGGGAAUACAGUUCAAACGCUCAUCAAACGGUUCAAUGAAGUGAGCUCGUGGGUGACACAUAUCAUCAUAUCGCAGCCGACGCACGAAGAUCGCAAAGCGGUCUUGUCGUGCAUUCUUCGGGUCGCCAUGUCGUGUUGGAACAUAGGGAAUUUCAACACAGCGAUGGAGAUACUUGCCGGUCUUAAAUCCGAGAAGUUGAAGCCAUUCUGGCUCUCCCUCUCAGACAAAGACCAACUUCCAGUGCUGGAGUUUUUGAGCCAAGCUCUACUUAACGCUGAACCAUCGGACGAAUAUCGAGCAGCGGUAGAAAGGGCGCUGAAUAUACCCCAUUCAAAGGUGAUACCUUUCUUCGGCACCUUUCUGCGGGACCUACGAGCUAUCCUGCAAGGAAUGCCGAGUCUCAUCGUACUACCAACGGAACGAGCCAAAAAGAUCGAGUUUGUUGCGGAUUAUCACGGUGAAGACCACUUCAUGACCCGAAUAGGAGUAGGAGGCAUCAUCAACAUGGAAAAGAUGCAUCAGGCGCAUCGAGUCAUUGACGACAUUCGGGCGUUCCAUCAUCACUACAAAUGUAGAAAGCAUGCUACAGCUCAAGUGGCAAUUAACAGUCAGGAAGCCAGGAAGGACAAGGAGAACCGUACAGAAGACGACUGCCUGUACAUCCAAGACCCCGAGGCGUACAUUCCCAUUCAAGAACUGUAUAACGACCAUCACAUCAGCAUGGUACCGCUGCAGACAGACAAGAUCGACUACCACGAACUCCAACUUCUUCACCACGGGUGCACCCUCGUUCACUGGGAAGAAGACAGCUCCCGCUCUGCCCUCUGUUACGUCCGCCUCGAGCGGAACAACGGGACCAUCACUUGGUGCAAACCAGCGUGGAGCGCCUUGCGUGGUUCCGGUCCCCAGGAUUACAGUCUAAGCGUCAACAUUGAGGAACCGGUCGCUGUAGGUCUAGUUCAGAAAUAUGAGACAGCAGAGUCAUACCUGGCCGGUCUCGAAGAAGGGUUCUUGGACCUGCACAUCGUCAAGGAGAUUGUUCUUUGCCGCAGUUCAAUAGAAAUCGCGGUCAUUGCCAAGAGACACGGGCUGGAAGACUCGCUCAAUGAUCAGAAUCUUCUCAGGCUCAAGUAUGGAACGGGACUCUCCGAUAACAGGGUGCUAGAAUUUAUCCUGCCCAUGUCUCUCGCUGAAGUGUGGUACAGAAGUCUGCGGAGAAUCGUCGCUAUGCUGAAGCAACAGCGGCAGCUCUGCGACGGACGGAUCUAUUGGCUCAAAGAGAGCUACCUGCAGCUCUAUUUUCGUGACCAGUAUUGUAUGGGGCCAACCCCGGCGGAAGCCAUCAAGGUGUUUGGCGGACGGAAGUGGACUCUGAGUUCGCUCGGAAGCAGCUCAUCAGUGGAGUCUACGUCUUCGGCCUUUAAGCGAGCGUCAAGUUUUGGAAUGAGCACGACCAAGUUACGCAAAAAGAAGUCAUCCUCUUCCCUAGCAGCAGUGCGCGACGUGAGUCCCAAGUCCUUUAUGGACAACGACGGACCACCGCGGAAGCAGAGCCCCACGAUGAAGAAGCGGCGCGCCACUGUCAAGUCCUCCCCUCAGAUGCGUUCGCAGGAGUCAAGCCCACAGCGACUGAGCGUCUCGCGAAGCUCAUCGUCGUGCGAAAAUCUCAAUCGAACGGAAAGUGGAAUCCCCAUCGUCCACCCGACUCCUUUAGCAACCGGAUACAAAGAGCGCGCACGCGAUGCAACCCAGUGCCUUUCCAAGACUUCGUCGCUCCUGGGCCGACCGACUAUCACGCAUUCCAGUCAGAUCGACUUCCUCGAGUUCGCUGAGCUGUUCCGCUCGUUUCUUGUCCGGUCACGGCGAGACCUGCGCGAUAUCUUCGAGCAGGUGGCGACUAAUGCCAAAACAGCGUCAACUGACUCCAACACGGAGGACUCAAGCGGUCCUUCCUCCACUACUCCUCGACGAGCAAGCAAAAGGCCGAAAGUGCUAGGUCUCCUUACGAGGAGUACUCGCUACGACUACGUUGACCCGGAGCAGAAGAAGAUAUGCGAUGCUAUCGCUACAGCGAGCAUCGUCUCAAACUGUGCUGGAGUCGACAGCUCAAAGCGAUUGGUCCUGGAACGUGCAGACUUCCAGAAGUUUCUGGAGACGCAUCAGGGAGAAAUUCUCACGGAAGCACAAGCUCUUAGCCUCAUACAGAGGCAUGAGCCAGAUCCAGUUCUUAAAGAGAAGAACCAGCUGUCCUUUGAAGGCUUUGCUAGGUACCUGAUGGAUAAAGAUAACUAUGCCUUUGUGCCUGAGGUCCUUACUCCUGAGAAGGAUGAUAUGGACUACCCCAUGGCUUACUAUUAUAUCGCAUCAUCACACAACACGUAUUUAACGGGCCAUCAGCUGAAGGGAGAAUCAUCCGUCGAGUUAUACAGUGAGGUUUUAUUAAGAGGCUGUCGAUGCGUUGAACUGGACUGUUGGGACGGAGACGAUGGUAUUCCAGUCAUCUAUCAUGGUCACACGCUCACAUCGAAGAUACCUUUCAAGAGCGUCGUGGAAGCCAUCGAGAGGAGCUGUUUUGCGAAUUCUCCAUACCCCAUCAUAUUGUCUAUAGAAAACCACUGCUCUCUGCAGCAGCAAGCAAAAAUGGCGCAGAUCUUCGCGAGUGUCUUUGGAGACAAGCUUGUGACAAACUUUCUGUUCGAGAGCGACUACCUGGACGAUCCCCGCCUCCCUUCACCCAAUCAGUUGAAAUACAAAGUUUUGAUUAAGAACAAGAAGCUCCGAGCUCCUCUGACUCCUGCACUGCCCUUUAAGACAAAGGGAAAGAGCGCACCUGGAAGAACGAACAGUAUAAUAUCUACAGCAAGUACUGGGUCGUUAAAUGACGAUGAGGACGACGAGUACGACGAAGAUGACGAUGAUGACGACGUGCUCGAAGAAUCCUUGUCCAGCCAAGAGGGAUCCUGCAAGGAUAAUAAGACACUGAGCCCAGGCACAUCUCACCCACGAUCCCGCAGUCAGGAUCCCGACUUGUUCUACAGCGACGACGAUGGCUACAAGCAGCGGAAGUCUAGUUCCCAAAUCGCCCCGGAACUGUCGGACCUCGUGGUAUAUUGCCAAGCGAUAAAGUUCAGAGGCUUUGUAACAAGUGCUUCUCCAACCAACUCGGUCAAAGUAAAGAAGAUCAGCAGCAAGAAAAACGUACUCGCAGCGGCAGGAUCGCCACUUGGUCCAAGCACUCCGCCACAAACCUCUGAACUGAAAUCCGAGCAGAUGGUCAGCAAGAGACCACUAGCUUCAGCGAUGUGCCACCAAGUGUCUUCCAUCAACGAAAGUGCUGCCAAACGGCUCUGCAAACGUCAUCCACUUGCUCUGAUUGCUCAUUGUGAUAACCAACUGAUGCGCACAUAUCCCGCCGGCAUGAGGAUCGACUCCUCAAACUUUAACCCCGUCAUUUUCUGGGCUUUUGGAAUCCAGAUGGUGGCACUCAACUACCAAACGGAAGACGCGGGGCUGCACAUCAACACUGCCAUGUUUGAGCAGAACGGCAACUGCGGCUAUGUUUUAAAGCCGCGGGUGAUGUGGGACCGUACCCAUAUGAUGUACGGCCGUUUCAACCCUUGGGAUAAAGAGUUUGACGGCCUGCACGCGCUCAACCUUCAUAUCACUAUCAUAUCCGGCCAGUACGUCUGCCAGGGGACAUACGCAUGCAGCCCUCACGUUGAAGUGGAAGUCAUCGGAAUUCCGGUCGACUGUAGCCGGCAGAAAACCAAGAUCGUCCAGCGCAACUCUCUCAACCCGAUUUGGAGUGACAGUUUCAGCUUUCGGAUUACGUUUGCUGACCUGGCAUUUCUCCGGUUCUCUGUUAUGGACGUGACUACAAAUCACAUCCUGUCCCAAAGAGUGAUACCUCUCAAGAGCCUGAAGCAAGGUUACCGUCACAUCCGGUUGCGAAGCCCACAAAAUCAGCCCCUUCCGCUCUCGUCUCUCUUUGUGCACUCCAUGUGGGAAGAGGAAGGUGUAGAACUGGUGCAUCAGAACGGGGACCUCGUCGAGAGUUCCGUCGGCAAGAAGGCCAGGGGCAAGUCCAAGGAACUGUCUACGGCUGAGAGCUUCCGUUGGGAAGGGAAAGACCACCCUCUCACUGGAACUAUUGCCGUCAAGCGCCGGAUGUUCUUCCUCGUUGUUCACGGAGUUGUGCCCGAUGAACCCAAGACUAUUCUGAAGAUAACCCAGGACAGCACUUCUAGAGAGGUCAUUGCACAGGCUUUGUGCAAAGCCAGCAAAACAAAUGAGCAGCUCGAAGACUAUGUCUUGAUGGAAGAAGUCCAGAAGAGCUGGGACAAGAAGCACCAGGAGAAAUCCAUCACGCAGAGGAUCCUCGAUCCUGACGAAUGUCCCUUGCUGGCACAGUCCCAUUGGCAAGGGGACGGCCGGUUCAUUCUCAAAAAGCUAGCAGACGACCCAAGCACGCGCGCAUGGAUGACUACAAUAAAGUCGUCCAGUAACAAAGAAAGAAGAAAACAGGACCUCGAAAUGAGCGGGGAUGAACUCAGCGAGUGGAACGAAGGAGAAGAGACCUACUUGGUGUGCAUCUACAAUGUUUCUUCUGAUCAGCCCUACGCCAUUCUCAAGGCCCCCAUCAGCAGCAGCGCCCAAGAUAUCAUUGCUCAGGCCCUUGUGAAGGCAAGACGUGCCGAAGAUCCCAACAACUUUGUCCUGGUAGAAGAAGUGGAAUACCCGUCUCCACUGGCAGAAAGUACACCGGUGGGUUCCACGGUUCGGCGACGCGGGCUCAAUAGAGACCGACGUGUCCUCUACGACGACGAGAACGUCUACGAGGUUCAGGCACAAUGGAAAGCCAAAGGAUGGUUCGAACUCAGGGACAGAAAUGAGAUGAUCGCUGAAAAGAAGAAAUCAAACUCCUCGAAAAGUUCCAGCUUCUACAGAUUGAGUAGGUUAAGAAGCUCCAUCAAAUGCAAAGCCGAGAGGGACCAGUCAUGCCCAUCGCCGAAACAGUCUCCCGACGCCUCAGCGCGUCGGAAGGGCGUCGGCGGAUCGUCGACCAGCAAGGAACCGUGCACCAGCCAAGACAGCAGUGCGGGCGAGGAGUCCGCUCGCCGUCUCGUCCACAGUGAGGGCGAAACUUUAUCCGACGAAGACGGACGUGAAUCUACGGGAAUGUCACGGCUACGAAAGAUUUCGUUUCGAAAACUCAAAGUGUGGCGAUGAGCCGCGAUAUACCCCACAUUAUUCGAACGCCAUCCUCACACGAAACCUGUACUGCGAUGAGAUUUAUGCCAGCGGUAUUUUCGUCCGAAACCAGGUGAGACUGUGAGGACACUGUGCGCGCACGUUGCACUCUUAGUACGCAAGCGAUGCCGCUCUGCCCCCCCAGAGCUAUACGACACACACUUCAGGAAUGCGUUGGCCGCUGCCACGUUUGCCGAAACGACCCGCGGAGGUAUACGGACUCUAUCCCUCCAUCGAAAGCGGUUUCUUUCUCUUGCUCUGAGCUUAGCGACUGGGUAUUGUCAACGCAAUUGAGACGAGCCGACCAUUGCGUUUCUCGCAUGCAAGUGCAUAUAAUCAAAGCGUGAGCUUCUUGCGAGGGUACACAAAAGAACAGCGAGCGCAUCCUGUUCAUGCGCCAUAGUUUUCGUCUAUGGCGCCUCAGAGUAAACCUCGAGGCGGAUGGCCCAUCUAGUCUUUCGCCUCUAGUCAAGCGAAGGCUUCUGCACUGCAGUUAUCGCCUUGAAAUAUAUCGAAAAAUCCGCUACGUUGUACCAGCCACGAGAGUUGCCAUUGUUGCCAGCGUGGUAUCGUGCGAAGAAAGACACGUCAUAGAACCAAAACGAAAGUGGCGACAGGAGACAAUCUAGUCUUUAAACAGUAUCGGUGCGACUGUACCAGGUACUAUACCAGGGAUAUUUGCAGGAAUACUAUUCCCUCGUGCUGUUCGUUGCGCUAUGACAAGGCUAGGGUAAAAUGGUGUUGUGUGGUAAGUUCCGAUCGGUCGGGACAUGGCAUGCGCAGCUAGUCAUUUGUUUCUUCAUUUUUCACGUUGAAAUGUGUUAGACUUCAUUUGAUUGGUAUCCCAUUAUUAUCAGAGUAGCGGUUGGAGACGAAUGCCUCAACUUCUGUGUUGUUACGUUGCUGAAGAGGAAGCUUGUUGGAGUUAUUUAUACGCAUCUUGUGUGGUGAUAGCAUAUAUCAUUCGUUGGUGCAGAAAUGCAUACUAUAUAUAUAUAUAUAUAUAUACAAACCUUUACAGGCAUAUUAUGAUGUAUAUAUAUUACAGGACCCACUUGAGUGUCUAUACUGUUUAAAAAGAUGUCGCAAGGAACGCAAGUGAUCCCAUCUAAUUUCUACUUGUUUGUGAAACGGAGCAUGUGUGCUGUUGACCAGUGGGACAGUUUUUCUACGAAUGUGGGUGUCUGAAGCUUACACCAUCUGUAUUAUAUGAGCACUUUGACUUAAUAUAUAGCUCUGAUCUCAGCCUACAUAACCUUCUUCAGUGCAUGCAAGAGUUCUACGAAAACGUUGCUAGGAGGACAGACAGGUCACCGGACAGUUUCCUGAAGCAUUUCUUACUGUUUGGAAGGACUUUUUGUCGUGCUGCGCUAAGCGAAAGUGAUGGGACUUUUAGGGUGCAUAUGUGUACAUACGCGUGGUUUUCUUAUUGACCGUCUACCCAUCUACAACAUCAUCACGUGCGCCAAUAGCAAGGCUUCUCUCCAUGUAUGUAUCAUUGCACGGCAUUAGUAGAUAGCACGCUAAUAGUUAUCACAAAUUAAAAUUUGUGUGUAUUGUA
Molecule: messenger RNA, 12404 nt
Organism: Ornithodoros turicata
Lineage: Eukaryota; Metazoa; Arthropoda; Arachnida; Ixodida; Argasidae
Exons: 49
Coding region: 179-10822 (3547 amino acids)
Biological process (GO): release of sequestered calcium ion into cytosol; small GTPase-mediated signal transduction; phosphatidylinositol-mediated signaling
Molecular function (GO): phosphatidylinositol-4,5-bisphosphate phospholipase C activity; protein binding; guanyl-nucleotide exchange factor activity
Source: RefSeq, a predicted model, not a curated record